ACAAAGACUUGCAUGGUUCGUCCUGUCGAUCGCGCGUUUGUUUCGCGACUCCUGCCAAACCGAAUGUCGCGCUGAUUGAUGUGCAGUUAAACACGCCGCCCGCGUAGCAUGGAACUACCUACGGAAGGUGCGACUGCCUACCAGGUGGUCCUGACUGGAUUCGGAGGUUUCGACAAGUUGGCGGUUAGCGAAAGAGCGGUCGCUGCCCACGACGACGAGCUCGGAGAUUCCGACGUGCGGGUGCGGGUCAGAGCGUGCGGGAUGAAUUUCGCCGACAACUACGUGCGCCAAGGAAUCUACGUCACUGGGAACCUACGGCCACCGCUGGUGAUGGGCAUGGAGGCAGCGGGAGACGUUGUCCAGGUUGGCAGCGACGUCCGAAGAAUCAAGGUGGGUGACCGGGUGAUGUGCUGGUCAUUCCGCUACGGCCUCUGGACCAGCCUGGCUUGUGUGCCGGAAGCCCGCUGCCUGCGCCUGCCCGAGCAGAUGAGCUACGCCGAGGGGGCGGCGUUCCCCAUCAACUACGCCACCGCCUACCUGGCUAUCCUCGACUUUGGAGGACUCAAAAAGGGGCAGAAGGUGCUUGUCCAGGCCGCCGCAGGAGGUGUCGGCUGGGCAGCGACGCAGCUCUGCCACACGGUGGAGGACGUCACCGUAUUUGGCACGUCCUCGGCUUCCAAGUUCACGCUCACGCGGCGCAACGGGGUGAAUCAUCCAAUCAACUACCGCGAAGAGGACUUUGUGCAAAAGGUGCUCCAGAUAGAACCCAAAGGCGUCGACAUUGUGCUGGACAGUCUCUCUGGGGCAGACUUCACCCGCUCGAGGCAGCUGCUGAAACCAAUGGGACGCCUGAUUCACAUCGGCAUCAGCAACAUGGUUGUGGGAGAGCGCUUCAGCGUGUGGAACUCCCUGAGGACCUGGUGGCAGACUAGGCUUGUGAACGUCUACGAUCUUAACACGGACUGUCACGCCGUGUGCGGUUUCAACUUGGCCCUGUUGGCGGAUGUGGACCCGGACCGGGUGCUGCAGGUGCUUCAACACCUGCUCGAGUUGUACGGGCAAGGGAAAGUGAAGCCUCGCAUCGAUUCCCAGUGGAGCUUUGGAGAGCUCAGUGGGUGGGUGCAUUCUCUUACAGGUGGCUCGGGCAAUGGAGCACAUGAUUACCAGGAAGAACGUUGGCAAGAUAAUCCUGAUCCCAGGGGGUGCCAGGGGAAAGGCAGAGGAAACAACAAGCUAAAGAGGGCCGGGAAGUUGAGGAUAACAUUGCGGUAGGCGCCAAACACUUCAAGGCAGCGAGCCCCGACCUGCACUUGCCGCGCUGGAACCCCUCUUAAUGGACUGUGAAGGGACGUUGGCGCAUGAGACAUGUCAUCAAGAUACUACUGGGAAGUUGGUUUAGCUACUUGAAGCACAGCUGGAAAUACUUCCCUGGUAUUCUCGUGCCUUAAUGGAGACAACCGAUGUUUACAUAUAGCUCCACACUAAUGGUGUUUGAAGAGCUAUGGGCAAUAUUUGAAUCUUUGCGGCAUCCUCCAGUGUCCAGGUCCCAUAUGUGUUACGUGUCUCUUAUUUUGGACGCAGCGAGAACUCUGCUAAAAUAAUUUUUUGAAGUGGAACAAUAUCGCAUGAGAUUCAUAGUAUCGAUUUUGAAGAAUUCACUCCUUCUAAUGUGGUGCCUCACAAACUUCUCUGGUGUUGGUAGAUUAGUUAUAAAUUCAUAGAUUGAUUGUUGCCAUUUGUAGGAAAUUUCAAACUCGGUCUUGUGUGGCCCCAGGACCACGAACGUCUAGACAAGCAUGAUAUAAAUAAAUCUUUAAUUCAUUUUUCAGUUGCUCUAUGCUUUCACUCUACGCCAGCCUGCUCUUCAAAAUUUUCAUGUUGCCAUUGAGGGCACUUUGAAAUAUGAUUCUGUUCGUACCGCAGCUCCCUCAUUAAUAGUACACGAAAAAAAAAGUUGAAUGCCAAGUCUCAAGAAUAAAACUAUUGUGCUAAAAGCACUCCUGCAGUCAUUUACUGCUUGUGCAUGAACGUGGGUAGUAGUUUAUCUUCUCCGAAGAACUAAAUUGAGAAGUUUUGGCACUGCAGCUCUUCAGGGUUAUCUGCAAUAAGAAAACGAAGGUCUCUUGUCAUUAGCAUUAAAACAAACAAACAGCAACAAGCACAACCACUAUCAGGUUCCUUCUAGAAGCUGAAAAAUAAUUAGUUUCAGCUUUGAGCACAUCGCGGAAUCAUUGCAAGACUAUCCGAUGCUCAUUCCACCGGCUGAAGCAAAUAGCUAGAUCAAAAACACUGCUUUGUAACGAAGGUGUUCGAAAUGUGGCGCAUUUGUUUUGUAAAAUUUGGAAGCAAUGUGCCCUUAUUCAGAAAAGAAGAUAAAAUUUAGCUUUGACAUUGGCCAAAGCACUAUUUGAUUGUAAAAAUGAAGGAACGGGAGGAAUCUCGGAAUUAUUCCCUUCCCACUGCCGUAAAAUCAAACGUACAAAUGACUCCCAGUUAUGUUUUCUUUUUUUAUCUCUACGCUCCUAACUUUACGUUAUCAGAGUUUGCACUCUCAGCUUCGACUGAUAUUUAAACAAAAAUAUAGCUUUUAUUCGGUAGCUUUUCAAUGCUUUAUUUCAGAUUAAUUUUUACUGAUUGCUUUUAACCGAUGUCUUCUUUGUAGGCAUUUUCAUGAAACAGAUGCACUUGAUGUAGCCGCCUCACAGUCGUGACUCGUAAGUUAGUUUCGCAUCUUGCAGCGCUGCUCUUAGCCAGAGUGUCGAACCGAAAUUAUUUUGAUUCUCUUCAGGUUCGGGUUCACGGCUUUCCCUUCAGUUUUGGUUCAGUUCAGGGGAGUCAAAAUAGCGGUUCCGCGGUGUUUUGGCAAUAUGCACUAUUUCAACCGUGAAACAAGGAACUAUAUAGCUUUUUUUAUCAUUCAUACAACCCACUUCACUUUUCACGUUCAAAAAAGAGGAAAUUGCAGUAUUUCAUUCUGACGACUCAA
Molecule: messenger RNA, 2986 nt
Organism: Ixodes scapularis (black-legged tick)
Lineage: Eukaryota; Metazoa; Arthropoda; Arachnida; Ixodida; Ixodidae
Product: synaptic vesicle membrane protein VAT-1 homolog
Exons: 7
Coding region: 109-1272 (387 amino acids)
Molecular function (GO): oxidoreductase activity
Source: RefSeq, a predicted model, not a curated record